CAAACACUAACAUGCUGUUUCGAGUUUCUUGAGGGAAGUCUGAAUUUGUGUUGUUAGAUCUUCGAAGCUAAAUAUUAAAAAACAGCUAAAAUAAUUUCCUUAUUUUGACUGCUCCAAAAAGUUCGAUUAGUAUGGCUGUGCCUGAUUCAGAGGAUUCUGGUUGGAAAAAAGUACAGGGAAAGAGGAAAUUUCGUAGUAAUGUAAUUCCUUCAAACAAGAGAAAGAAAGAAUUUCACUUAGAUGUUCCCACUGCUGAAGAAUUAAAUAAGUUGAGAGAAGCGGAAGAUACCUUCCAUUCAAAUCUUUUUAAAAUGCAAGUAGAUGAGCUUCUGAAAGAGUUGAAAGAAAAAUCCACAGAGAAAGAUAUGUUCUUAAAAUGGCUAGAAGAAUUUAAAGAGUUUUUGUAUAAAAUUCCUGAAAGACAGCAGUGUGAAAUUAAGGAUUUUACUUUAAAUGACUCUAUUCAGAUACCUAUUCUUCAGAAGCCUGAAAGUACAAAGGGUGUCUUUAAACUUAUUGCACCAGAAACUGUACAAGAGAUUGGAAGCUUUGUUUUAGAAACAAUGUGUUCGGCAGAAUCUCUUGUGGAUGUGGCUGUAGAAAUACCAAAAGCUUGUUGGCAGAGUCUGGACUUUUUGAAUCAUCGUUAUCAUCGUAAAAGAGCAUUUUAUUUAGCUUGUAUCGCCCAUUCUUUGUUGGAAUCUGAUUUAGUCAGUGAAAUGAAAUUCAGCUUACAGAAUGAUUCCUAUUUAUCACCAGUUUUAAGAAUUAUUCCUAAAGCUAUAUCACAGUUCACUGUAAAUCUCACUGCAUAUCCUAGUGAACAAGCCUUCAAACUUAACAGAUUUAUUCCUGUAAGGAAUAACGUUAGAUCAUCCUGGAUGUUAGGUAUUGAAGAAGAUCACAGUAUACCUACACCAUAUUACAAUGCUAUAAUUCUAGCAGACGUGCUCUUACCAAAGUUAAAUAAGUAUCUUAAAGAGGAAAUUACGAAUCAAAAUGUUAAAGAUGGACUUAUUUUGCUAAAACUUUGGUGCAGACAGAGAGGUUUGACUAUGGGUUAUGGUCGAUUGAAUGGUUUCAUUCUUACUAUGUUUGUGUCCUAUUUAUUAAAGAAGCAAAAAAUUAAUUCUGCAAUGAAUGCUUAUCAGAUAUUUAGAUGUUCCCUUCUUGCAUUGCAAAAAGAAAAUUUGGUUGAAUUUGGUAUUAGUCUGUGUGAAGAAACUAAGAGUGAUUUAUCCUUGGAAGAAUUUAAAAAGGCUUAUCAUGUAGUCUUUGUGGAAAUAUCUGGUUUCCUGAAUAUAUGUUAUGCUGUAACUGAAGAAACUUAUAAAAUGGUGCAACAUGAAGCAAAACUGGGUCUGCAGAUAUUGGAUAAAGAAACUUCUGACAGUUUUAGUCUACUUUUCAUGCACAAAAUUACCUUCAGUAAAAAAUUUGAGUAUCUUCUUCAUUUCAAAGGAGCUAAAAAGUUCAAGAAAUUCAGUGAAAAACUUAAAUGUGAUUCAGAAAGUAUUGAUUAUGGAAAAGACAAAAUUUCAUGCAUUAUGCAAAAAAUAUGUAGAAUUCUGAAAAAAGGGUUAGGCUCCAGAAUCUUAUUGUUAGAUAUUUUGAAAGCUGCUCAUACACCUUGGGAAGUUUCCGAACCUCCACCAAGCCCUAAUAUUGGUCAGGUUACUAUUGGGUUACUUUUAAACCCUGAUGUUCCACUCAAUAACUUAGUAAAAGGACCAAGUGCUGAUGAUCCAGCUGCAAAGGAGUUUCAAAGUUUUUGGGGCAGCCGUUCAGAGAUGCGCAGAUUUCAAGAUGGGACCAUUCGAGAAGCUGUAUAUUGGCCUGCCAUUACAGUAGCUGAUAAAAGAAAUGUAUUUUUCAGCAUCAUAAGGGAUAUUUUGAAAAGGCACAUUGAUGCUGAAGAGAAGGAUGUUGCUGUAGUUGGCACUGAAGUGGAUUGUGCCCUUCAUUUGCCUGCACAUAUAUUCUCAGAAUUUGAGCCAUAUGGUACCGGUGAAGAAGCUCACAUGAAGUUCAUGCAGUCUUUCAACAAUUUAUCAAAACAGCUUCGCAGUUUACAAGGAUUACCGCUGUUAAUUGCAUCUAUGCAAGGAACAUCACCAGCUUUUCGAUUUUCAGAAGUUUUCCCACCUCUCUCUGCAGAAUAUACCAUCGAAAAGAAGAUCUGUUUCAUUUCUGAUAAUAUCGUGAAACUGAAAGAAAAUUCUCUUAAAGCUCCACCUUAUGUUCCAGCUUUGAAAGUGAUUUUAAAUUUGGAAGGCAGUGGCAAGUGGCCUAGUGAUGUAGAUGCUCUUAAAAGGGUCAAAGCUGCAUUUUAUAUAAAAAUUGCAGAGUUAGUCAAGUCCCAGUGCUCCCUAGUUUCUGUUCCUUUUCUAACACAUGUAGAUAUUUUCAAGGAGGGCUAUGUUUUUCGUUUAGAGAUAGCAUGCCACAAAGAGAUAUAUUUAUUGAAGCAGAUUCGAAUGCCAAAUGGACUUCUUAAAAUAAAAGAAACUAAAGAAUCUCAUGACUUGGAAGUGUCAACAGAAGUUCUUCCCAAAUUGAACAGUGUUCUUCAUGGCUUGCAUCAGCAACAUAAUACGUAUGGUACUGCUUGCCGUUUGGCAAAAAGAUGGGCAUCUGCACAAAUGAAGCAUGGGUAUAUACAUGACAUUGCUAUUGAACUGAUGAUGGCUUACAUUUAUGUCCAUCCUGAGCCAUACACAUGUCCAUGUUCUCCUCAGGUAGCAUUUUCUCGGUUUCUUUCAUUGCUGAUAUCUCAUGACUGGAAUAUGACUCCUUUAAUUGUGAACCUGAACCAUGAAUUACAAA
This is a messenger RNA of Stegodyphus dumicola, 2826 nucleotides long. It is a transcript of the gene Mat89Ba, whose product is annotated as nucleolar protein 6 Mat89Ba. The record is from RefSeq and is a predicted model, not a curated record. Gene Ontology annotation, cellular component: small-subunit processome; CURI complex; UTP-C complex. Gene Ontology annotation, biological process: rRNA processing; tRNA export from nucleus. NCBI's taxonomy places the organism in Eukaryota, Metazoa, Arthropoda, Arachnida, Araneae, Eresidae.